GGGGGGAGUCUGGCAUGGAGGCGCCGCCCGCUCCCCCCGCCGUGCCGCCGGCUCCCUGCAGCGCCGCCCGCAGCCUGCAGGACGAGCUGACGUGCCCGGUGUGCUUGGAGUACUUCACCGACCCGGUGCUGGUGGCCGAGUGCGGCCACAACUUCUGCCGGGCCUGCGUGACCCAGUGCUGGGAGGACUCGGCGCGGCGCCUCUGCUGCCCGCAAUGCCGGGAACCGGUGCCGCAGCGGCUCUUCCGCCCCAACCGCUCCCUCGGCAACAUCGUCCACAUCGUCCGCCAGCUUGGGCUGCCUCCCGGCCCCGCCGAGCCGCCACCGGGGCCUCCCGCCCCCUCUCCGCCUCUGCCUGCAGCUGCCCCGCCGGGCCCCCCCGGGCCUCCGCGGUGUCCCCGGCACGGUGAACCCCUGCGGCUCUUCUGCGUGCAGGACCGCCGGGCCGUCUGCGUGGUGUGCCACCUUUCCCGGGAGCACCGCACCCACACCGUGCUGCCCGCCGAGGAGGCGGCGCACGCCGCGGAGAUCUCUUCUGCCUUCCAGGAGGUGCCGCAGGAACACUUGAGCUCCCUGCGAAAAGGCCGCGAGGAAGCCAAGGCCGAGAGGGAGAGGCAGAGCGAAGACUUGCUGAAGCAGACGGAAGUGGAGAGGCAGAAGAUCGUGGCCGAGUGCAAGGAGCUGCGAGGCUUCCUGGAGGAGAAGGAGCAGCUCCUGCUGUCCCGCCUGGAGGAGCUAGACAGAGACAUCGUCAAGAGGAGAGACGAGAGCGUCUCCAGGCUCUCCGAGGAGAUCGCCCAGCUCGAUAAGCUGCUGGGGGAGCAGGGAGGAGAGAACGGCCCAGGGAACCAGCCCGGGCAGGUUGUCACCACGGCUGGAAGCAGCUUCGAGAGCUGGAUGUUCUGCAAGCCGGAGGCCGGCUUUGCCGAGCUGGAGAAGAAACUCAAGAGCUUUUCCCAGAAGAGCGCGGUGCUGAAAGAAGUCUUGCUGGAGUUCAAGGAGAACCUUCGGUUUGAGUUGGAGAACGAUACAGGUGAUCUCUCUCUGGAUCCGGACACGGCCAACCCCUACCUGGUGCUGUCGGAGGACAAGAGGAGCGUGCGGCUCCGGAGUGCCCCCCAGGAGCUGCCGGCCAACCCCAAGAGAUUCGAUUACUCCUUCUGCGUGCUGGCGGCCGAGGGUUUCGUGGCUGGGAGGCAUUACUGGGAGGUGGAGGUGGGCGACGGGGAGAGCUGGGUGCUGGGGGCGGCCCGCGAGUCGGUGCGAAGGAAGGAGAAAAUCGACUUCGCUCCCGAGGAGGGGAUCUGGGCGGUGGGGCUGAACUGGAAGGGGAAGAAUUGGGAUCAGUACCAGGCUUUCACCUCCCCGGAGACGCCCCUGUCCCUGUGCGAGAGGCCCAGGAAGAUCGGGGUGUACCUGGACUACGAAGGCGGCUGGGUGGCGUUCUACAACGCCGAUAACAUGGCUCCCAUCUUCACCUUCACGGCCGCUUUCACCGAGAAGAUCUUCCCUUUCUUCUGGCUCUUCUAUGUGGGCUCCUCGCUCUCCCUUUGCAAUUGACCCCUCUGGUUUCUUUCUUCCCCCUCCCCGAGGUGACCUGCAAGUAGUGCCCCCGAUCCCCUUCCCUUUUCCCCCCCCCCCCUUGCUUUCAGACAAAAGCCCCGAAACUCGUCCGUGUUCCUAGUUCAGCUUUGGGGUUUCGUUCUUUUUUUUUUUUUUUCCUCGUUCUUGCAUUUUAAAA
This is a messenger RNA of Oxyura jamaicensis (ruddy duck), 1740 nucleotides long. Its product is annotated as E3 ubiquitin-protein ligase TRIM7-like. The record is from RefSeq and is a predicted model, not a curated record. Lineage: Eukaryota; Metazoa; Chordata; Aves; Anseriformes; Anatidae. Gene Ontology annotation, molecular function: protein binding; zinc ion binding. Bases 15 to 1559 code for a protein of 514 amino acids. The transcript is spliced from 7 exons.